Messenger RNA from Hyaloperonospora brassicae, 414 nucleotides. NCBI's taxonomy places the organism in Eukaryota, Oomycota, Peronosporomycetes, Peronosporales, Peronosporaceae. The record is from the annotation of a GenBank genome assembly.
AUGGCGUUAGCAGAGCGAAGCGCCAACAGCGGCCAGUUCGCGACCGCGAGCUCCCUGGACGCCACUGCAACGAAGAUCUUGCACUCCCGUCGCCGCGCCAACGAGUCGACGCAGCUCUACGACCCCAACGGGAACAACCGUCACAAACACCUCCUGUCUGGAGACGCACGGGACCUGAAGGACUUGCUCCUUGCUUCGUCGUCAUACAAGCAACACUUACGCUUCAGCUUCUCCAAGCUGCGGCACGUUGUGGUUCCGCCCGUACAGAUCCCGGCCGAGCUGGCCACGCCCCGAGCUAUCAGCAACACCGUCGCAGGCGUCAGGAUUCCCAUGACCAAAGCCAUGUGGACGUGGCGCCGUGCGCGCUUGAUGCGGCGGCUACCACAACGGGUAGACGAGGAAGUCGCGUGGUAG